GCGUCCUUAGGAGGCUAAAACACGAGCACUUAGCGCUCAAGGGUGAUCUUCGUUUUCGGACCAUCGGCGAGCGGAAAAGAACCAACUCGCACAAACGGAGUCGCGGAGUCGCAGAGGCAUCGAAUCCCAAUCGAUUCCAGCUGUUUAUUUCAUGUAUCGAAUCCUCUCUUAAAGCUAACAUCUUGCAGUCGAAGAUUACAAAUCCAAUCUAGUAGCAUUUUUUUGGACACGAUGAGCGGAUUUGGAAUUUUUAUUUUAACUCUAGGGCUUCUAUCCUCUAUCGCUCAAUCUCUUCGUUUCGAUCUUCAAUCUGGCCACACCAAGUGCAUCGCGGAAGAUAUCAAGAACAAUGCCAUGACAGUCGGGAAGUAUAGUAUCGUUAAUUUCCACGAGGGUUAUCCGUUGCCCGAUUCGCAUAGGAUCACUGCGAGGGUUACUUCUUCUUACGGCAACAAUUAUCACUACGGGGAUACCGUGGAGUCUGGACAAUUUGCUUUCACUGCCGCUGAGUCUGGUGAUUACAUGACUUGUUUCUCUGUUCUUGACCACCAUCCACCUGUUACGUUGACGGUUGAUUUCGAUUGGAGGACUGGUGUUGCAGCGAAGGACUGGUCCAAUGUUGCUAAGAAAGGGCAAAUCGAUGUCAGUAACUAUAUCUCAUCUCCGUUUUCUUCUAAACUUCUUUUUCCUGGAUUUGCAUUCCUUGUUAAUUAAUUUAUUGAGUUCAGCCCCUUCAACAUAUUCGCAAGACUAUAUCUAUGGUGUGGGAAAACCAUCAUGGGCCUUUUGUGUAUGAGCCUCUGAGGUUAACCAACUGAUCAGUGAUUACUACAUGCUGAAUGCCCCUUCAGUUAUCAGUUGCAUUGACCUUUCUUUGUGGUUGCAAAAUUUUAGUGCCCCCUUUACACAACACGAGAGAGAGAACAACAAGAAGACAAUGAGGGCCAUAUGCCCCAGUCCAUAGCCACCAGGAUCCAUUUAGCUGAUGCCAACUAGUUGGAACAAGUAUUAGUUGAGUUAUAUAUUGUUAUAAUGAGUUGGGUUUAUACUUUAACAAUUUGAUUAGCUCCCCUCCUACUACCCACUGCCCCGAAACAAAUUACAUAAAAACCUAUUCUUUUCACUGCAUCAUCAUCUUGUAUCUGAAUUUUGAUAAAAUGUCCUAUGUGACAUGUCAAAUUCAACCUCUAUAAUCAGCUUUACAUCCCUCAUCAUUACUCUGGAGAUGGGGAUGUUGAUUUUCUUUAAUGUUUUUGAGCCAUUACAUUUGUUGGAUGUGUGAAAUUUACGUGAACUUCUAGAUCCCAGAAUAAAGUUAUCAAAAGUAAUAUUGUUUGCCGAGGUCUUGGGAUCUACUUUUCCCUAGAAGCAUUUUUUGUUGUUUUGUGACUAGAUUUGAGUACGGGCUUCUUUUUUUUUUCCAAUGGUUAAUGUAAACGUUUACUGGGGACAAGAAACCUGAGUGAUGUAGAACUAGGAUUGACAAGGCCAACCUAAUCCCAAACUGCAGGAUACUUAUCAAAGAACAACCACAAAUAGAUCAAGGGUCAGGAUAUCGAUCUCAGGAUUUGAUUUUCUGGGGUCAGAUCAGAACAGGUAUAAAAGGGCUAGCUUAGAUGAUGAAACAGGUUAGUAACAAUACGGAAAAUAUGUCUGAACACCAAAAGAAUCAGAAGCAAACAGAUCUAUGCUAUCAAUUUCAGUCUCAGGUCUGAAAACAGGAUAACAGUCACUACAGGACAGAAUUGAGGGGAUUUUCAAUAACUCAAAAUCAGGUAGUCCAAUAGGGCUGUAAUUUUGGUCGAGUCUCACACUAGGAGAGGUGCAUCUUCGAUCCAAAUUUGAGCCUAAUCCGAUGGUUGGUCUGUCCAGGAGAGAGAAGGAUUGGAGAGCAAGAAAUUCUGGAAUUUCUGGGCAGAACUAAUAAAAGGACCAGAUUCAGUUACCUGUGAUGGAUUGAGGUUGAAGUUGCAGGUCUUGAACACCUUGAACA
Molecule: messenger RNA, 1993 nt
Organism: Macadamia integrifolia
Lineage: Eukaryota; Viridiplantae; Streptophyta; Magnoliopsida; Proteales; Proteaceae
Product: transmembrane emp24 domain-containing protein p24delta9-like
Exons: 2
Coding region: 232-714 (160 amino acids)
Biological process (GO): endoplasmic reticulum to Golgi vesicle-mediated transport; Golgi organization; intracellular protein transport
Cellular component (GO): COPII-coated ER to Golgi transport vesicle; Golgi apparatus; endoplasmic reticulum-Golgi intermediate compartment
Source: RefSeq, a predicted model, not a curated record